GGUAAAUUGACUAUCUGGUUGAGAGAGAGGUCUCUUAAAACGACCGCGCGUAUUCGGCGGCGGUGGAGAAGGUUUCGUCGGGUGCGCACACGUCACCCACUCCGCGGCGCACUUUAGCACAACUCUCAACCGGCCACCUCCUUCUCGGCCCAAUCCUUCAUUAACCUAACUUUUUUUUUCUAACCUACGCCUCUCCUCUCCUCCGCCUCUUUAUUAUCUCUUACCCACCGCUCUUUCUACUUUCACUAAUUUAUUCUUCGCCGCCGCAAUGUCUAUCCCCGAUGAUGGAUCUCCCGUCGCCAUGGCCAUCGAUUCUUCCACCGCCGUAACCGUCGCCACCACCACUACUAGAAGAGUUCCUCCUCCGUGCUGGACCGACGAAGAAACCGCGGCGCUUGUCAAUGCCUACAAGGAUAAAUGGUUCGCCCUCCGCCGUGGGAACCUUCGUGCGGCUGAUUGGGACGACGUCGCCGCGGCUGUUUCGUCCUCGUCCACCGUGGGAGGUCCGCCGAAAUCAGCAAUCCAAUGUCGACACAAGAUCGAGAAGCUACGGAAACGUUAUCGCGGCGAAAAACAACGGUCUCUUAAUCGACCAGGCAAGUUCUCUUCCUCUUGGGAUUUGUUCCCAAUCUUGGAUGCUAUGGGAUUCGCUCCGGUGACUCCGGCGGCCGUAGAAACUUACGAUCCCGAUGUGGAUCAUGAUGAUGAGAGUAACGGUUUGGAUGGAUUUAGGGUUAGAUCGAAGAGGUCUGGGAAGUUUAGCGGUGGUUACUCUGAUUCACCUCGAGAUGUAGGAGAUGGAUAUGGGGUUAGAUCUAGGGCAAGGAGUAACAUGAAAUUGUAUGGUGGUUUCAAGUCUGAGUUUGAAUCAGAUCACGAUUCAGGAAGUGGAUUUGGAUUGAAGAGGAAAUACAAUGGGAAUCCAAAGGUUAGUGCUGAUUUCGAUGCUGAUUCUGAUGAUGAGAUUGUGUUAGUCCCCAAGGCAACUAGGCUUCGGGGUCAUGGUAAGCCUUCCUCUGGCGAUUUUAGCCAUGGCGGUGGUGGUGGUUUUCCGUUGAAGUCGUUUGGUGAUCGAAAUUUCGCUUCUCAUGGAUUUAAACCCAAGAAUUUCAGUAAGCCUGAACCCAAUUUCUCUCAGGAUCUGGAUUAUGAUGAUGAGUUUGAUGAUGAUAGAGCAGAGAGGGAAGGAUUCAACUCGAGGAUUCAAAGUUCUAGGAGCUCUUCGCGGGUGAAUGGCUACAGCAGGAAGGAUGGGAGCUAUCCUCGAAACACUGGUGUUUCCAAUGGCUAUGGAUCGUCUUCUAGGUUCAAGCAUGAGCAAAUGAAUGCAGCAGCAGAAGUUGAGUCUGACCCGAUUGAUGAAGUUGUCUCUUCUGUUAAGAUGUUGACAGAAAUGUUUGUGAGGGUGGAGAAUUCGAAGAUGGAGAUGAUGAGAGAGAUGGAGAAGUCGAGAAUGGAGAUGGAACUGAAGCAUUGCCAGAUGAUGCUGGAGUCACAGCAGCAGAUCAUAGGUGCGUUUGCUGAAGCAUUGAGCGAGAAAAAGAGCACAAAUGCAAGGAGGCCAGUUUAGUAGUAGCAAACUCUCUUAUUAAAGAGGAAUGAACGGUUUCAUAAUAUGGAUUUUCAUAUGGUAUAAUGGUCAAAUAGCUUUUGAGUGUAGUACGAAGUGUCUUCUUCGAGUUACUAGGAACCAAAACGGCAGUGAAAUUUGAUGCGAGUAAUGCAGGUGAAGUUUUUAAUUAUUGGCAUUUUGAUAAUUUGAUAAGAUGAAAUUUGUGUUUGAA
Arabidopsis lyrata subsp. lyrata is the source of this 1784-nucleotide messenger RNA. RefSeq lists its product as uncharacterized. Bases 269 to 1570 code for a protein of 433 amino acids. The record is from RefSeq and is a predicted model, not a curated record. NCBI's taxonomy places the organism in Eukaryota, Viridiplantae, Streptophyta, Magnoliopsida, Brassicales, Brassicaceae. Gene Ontology annotation, cellular component: nucleus. The transcript has a single exon. Gene Ontology annotation, molecular function: transcription cis-regulatory region binding.